Messenger RNA from Penicillium diatomitis, 921 nucleotides. It is a transcript of the gene rsmA, whose product is annotated as putative bZIP transcription factor (Fcr3). The transcript has 3 exons. The coding region runs from base 1 to 921 and encodes 306 amino acids. Lineage: Eukaryota; Fungi; Ascomycota; Eurotiomycetes; Eurotiales; Aspergillaceae. The record is from RefSeq and is a predicted model, not a curated record. Gene Ontology annotation, molecular function: DNA-binding transcription activator activity, RNA polymerase II-specific; transcription cis-regulatory region binding. Gene Ontology annotation, cellular component: RNA polymerase II transcription regulator complex.
AUGGACUAUUCCAACUAUACUCCUCAUCCUGCCCAGCCUUACUCAACGUUAUAUGGACUGCCCACGCCCGACCAACCGCCGCGGCAGCAGCCCGAAGAUGUCCUCCAGGACCCAUUUGUAAUGCAGGGCCCCUAUGGUCAAUACUAUCCCGGAUUCGACCCAUCAUUUCGCAUCGACCCAUCAGCGUCGUUUGUCCCGUCGCCUCACUCACCCCCCGACUCGUGUGCGAAGCAGUCGGUUUCAAGCAAUGACGUGCACAACCAGACCAAGCAGGAGCCAACAUCAAUCGACGGAGAUGAUGGCCAUUAUCGCGAUCCGACCGCACGGAGUAGUAGCGAAGAAAAGGAGUCGCUAACUCCAGCGCAAAGCAAGCGCAAGGCACAAAAUCGCGCAGCACAACGAGCAUUCCGCGAGCGCAAAGAGCGCCACGUCAAAGAUCUUGAGGACAAGGUGAACAAUUUGGAGCAAUCAUCCUCUACGCUUCAAGCAGACAACGAGCGAUUAAAGCGCGAACUCGCCAAAUACGCAACGGAGAAUGAGAUCCUACGAGCGACGUCGCAUUCAUUAAAUGGCAGCAGCAAGGGAGGUCCUGCGCCGGCAGUCACCGGGCCAAUGACCUAUUCCCCAACAGACUUCUAUUCCACUCUCGUACCUGAUGCUGCAGGCUCUACGAUGAUCCCACAGGGCCAACACCGUGCCACAACGUGUCCGAUCACCGGCGAGAAACUCUUAAACGCAGGUGCGACAUGGGAUCUUAUUCAAAGUCAUGAUCUGUUCAAGCGCGGACAGGUAAAUAUAGGCGACGUGGCCGAGCGCUUAAAAGGUAGUGCUCAAUGCAAUGGACAGGGCCCUGCUUUCAGCGAAGCCCUCGUUUUGAGAGCAAUCGAGGAGAGUGCUGCUGAUCGCGACGAACUAAUCUGA